CAGUCCCGCCAUUUCCCCUCCGGUCACGCCGGCAAUUCCUUCGGUCCGGCAUCCUAAGGUUUUGUGCAGAAAGAGUUUUUGGAUAAAGGAUGGUAAAAAUUAUAACAUUGGACAAAUUUCUAAGUUUAUGGGAUCAAGGAAUCUCAGGUUUUUUACUCAGUCGGUUUCCAAGGACGGGAAUACCUCGGUUGAAUCUGAUGUGUCAUUUCCAAAUGACUACUCUGAGCUUCUUACACAAGCAAAACAGGCUACAGAAUUGGCAUUGAAGGAUAACAGACAGUUGAUGGUGAGAUGCUAAGGCCUAAGGAUUAAUUAUUGAAGAACUAAAGUGCAUACUUCCUUGAGUCAACCUAGUUUAUAACCUGAGGGUAUCUUUUACAGGAGAUUGAAUUCCCAACAUCAGGACUUUUAUCUGUGCCAGCAUACAUCAGGUGAUGAUGAAGGAGGAAAUGAAAUGACUGAAAGCAUGCAGCUAAUCCGUGAAUUUUGUGACCGCUUAAUUAUUCCUGAGAAAGCCACACGAACCAGAAUAUUCUUCCCAGAGGCCAGCGAAGUUAAAUUUGCAAGAGUAUCUGCAUUUGAAGGAGCUUCCUUCAAAUUGGACUACCUUACAAAGCCCUCAUUUUUUGAGGAUUUUGGUUUUAGUGAGAAGGUGAAAAUGGCAGAUCGGGUUAAGCCAGAGGAUGAAAUUUUCCUAGUAGCCUAUCCAUAUUUCAAUGUCAAUGAAAUGCUUGUGGUGGAAGAGCUUUACAAAGAAGCUGUAGUGAAUACUACUCGGAAUCUGAUUGUCUUCAAUGGGGAACUUGAUCGUAUAAGGUCUGGUUAUUAUCCACCAUUCUUCUACCCUAAACUGGCAGCACUUACCAAGACCCUUCUGCCUAAGAUGGAGACUGUUUAUUAUAUUCAUAAUUUCAAGGGACGCAAUGGAGGAACACUUUUCAGGUGCUACCCUGGUCCUUGGAAAGUUCUUAGGAAAGUGAGGAAUAAACAGAUCUGCUUGCAUCAACAGGAAGUUAUGCCCUCCCUUAAGGAGGUUGCUCUGGAUAUACUUCCUUCAUCUUGAGAUUUCUGUACAUAACCAGUCUUCCAAGUAACUCACUUGAUUUAAUUACUCUCUUGUACUUGCAACCUGUCCAUGUUAUGGAUCCUUAAUGUUCAUAUGAUGAUGGCCAAAUAAACAGUGUAACUUCUUAAUCUCUUAUUUUCAACAACAAUUCCAUCAGGUUUCUUGAAACAGAAAGGUAUCCUGCUUUUCUAAUCUCCAGUUAUAUAUGACUACAUACAGCUUCCAUGACAUUGCCAUCAUAGUUCUAAGCUUCCUAGUUAUGGUAUCAUUCUAUGAAUUUCUUUGCACAAGACUUGUUUAAAACCAAAUGAGUGUCUCAAAAUGAAGAACCAUGCAGCAAAUGCCGUUUUAACAAUUUUUCCUCCAUUUGUGACUCCACAGACAUUUCUUUUACCAUAUGCUUCACAUCAGAUAAAUCUGUUUUAUCAGUUUGGCACCUGCGAUGCGACUGCUGUCGUCUUGGUAAGUACAAGAGAUGCAAAAUGCUGGGAACAGGGGAAGGCCACAAGCUCAGAACACCAGCCCACGCAAUGGAACAAGGUAUGUUCUACAAAUCCCAAUUGUAAUUUUCCUGUUUCAUAUUUGUCAUGGGCACAGUGAUUCAUUGUUUUCAGCUUCUUCUGUCCUCCUGGUGGAAGAAGAAAAACUCUGAAUUUCAGUUAGCAAUGAUUGAAUUGAACUUCCGUUGUGGUCUGAGUUUUGGUAAACCCAACCCAAGUGUGAAAGGAGAGACUUGAUCAUGAAAAACUCCAAUCUUAGAUUCCAAUAUCUGUCUUUGGGAAUUGGGGUGCGGCCAAUUUAUCUUUACAGUCUUUUUUUUUCUUUUUCAUUAUGGAUUUUUUUUUUAAUAAUUCAGAUCGUACUAG
Molecule: messenger RNA, 1932 nt
Organism: Rubroshorea leprosula
Lineage: Eukaryota; Viridiplantae; Streptophyta; Magnoliopsida; Malvales; Dipterocarpaceae
Source: the annotation of a GenBank genome assembly